Molecule: messenger RNA, 567 nt
Organism: Ylistrum balloti
Lineage: Eukaryota; Metazoa; Mollusca; Bivalvia; Pectinida; Pectinidae
Exons: 6
Coding region: 1-456 (151 amino acids)
Source: RefSeq, a predicted model, not a curated record
AUGGCGGACCAGGUCACCACCAUAGACAGUAAAGCGAUAUACUAUGAAGUCCCUCCAACAAUUACCUUCCUUCUCCGGUUUUGUAACGUGACAAUGGCACUGAUGGUAGUGUUAUCGUUUACUAUGUGUUUGGUCGAGGGUCAUCGAAACCAGACUUUCUACCUACUGGCCUGUAAUACUGUUAUAAGUGCGCUCGUUGGAAUAGUUGUGAACUGGUGGUACAGAGGUGGUGACUUGAGUUCAGAUAAAUACUGGUAUCUGUUCAUUGUGGCAGCCGUUAUAACGUUCCAGUGUAUCACAACAGACAUCUACCUUUUCAAAUCUGUACCGAUCGACGACUCCAGCAUCCAUCCAGCCACGAUUAGGACCACACCUAGACCAAUAAAUCGGUCUACAAUCACUGCUGCCACCAUAAAGAGCCUUAUUGAUUUCUACACCCCUGAUCCUGUUUCCUAGGCACCAACACAAUGACAUAUCUAGUUGGGUGAUAGGAACUUGAUAGGCCUCCAAAGCCAUUGUCGUGACUAACCCACUAGUCCAUCUCCACAUUUACUGCAAAAUGUUGUU